This is a messenger RNA of Tachyglossus aculeatus (Australian echidna), 1917 nucleotides long. RefSeq names its product immunoglobin superfamily member 21 (gene IGSF21). Lineage: Eukaryota; Metazoa; Chordata; Mammalia; Monotremata; Tachyglossidae. The record is from RefSeq and is a predicted model, not a curated record. The transcript has 10 exons. Gene Ontology annotation, cellular component: adherens junction. Gene Ontology annotation, biological process: homophilic cell-cell adhesion; heterophilic cell-cell adhesion. The coding region runs from base 347 to 1744 and encodes 465 amino acids.
ACACACACACAAAUACACACACACACACACACACACACACACACACACACACACACACACACACACACACAGAGGCGUCAGUGCGCGGGAAGAUUGGGCUUCGCACCCCGGUGUCCGGGGAGACAGGGCGCAGGAGCCGGUGCGGUUCGGCUCGUCCGGAGCGGGUUCCCGGCCUCAGUCCAGGACAAGACCAAGGGAAGGGGCAGGACAGGGCAGGGCAGGGGGAGGAUGUCUGCGCCCAGGCACCUCCCGGCUAUGCCCCUUCCUCCCGUGCCCCUGGCCGCCUCGCCAUGCAGGAGGCAGGAGAGCGCCUGAACCAGAUGGAGUUUGUAUUCCCGGGGCCAACAUGCGGAAGAUGAACGGCCUGAGUGUCUGCCUUCUCCUCUGGGAUCUGCUGGACCUGGCGCUGGGCUACCUGACCGUCAGCAUCGAGCCCCUCCCUCCCGUGGUGGCUGGGGAUGCCGUGACCUUGAAAUGUAACUUCAAGACCGAUGGCAGGAUGCGGGAGAUCGUCUGGUACCGGGUGACUGACGGAGGAACCAUCAAACAGAAGAUCUUCACGUUUGAUGCCAUGUUCUCCACCAACUACUCUCACAUGGAGAACUACCGGAAGAGAGAAGACCUGGUGUACCAGUCCACCGUGAGGCUCCCCGAAGUUCGGAUCUCGGACAACGGGCCCUAUGAAUGCCAUGUGGGCAUCUACGACCGGGCUACCCGAGAGAAGGUGGUCCUGGCGUCGGGCAACAUCUUUCUGAAUGUCAUGUCUCCUCCCACUUCCAUCGCGGUCAUAGCAGCUGAUUCUCCUGCCCCCUUCAGCCGCUAUCAGGCCCAGAACUUCACCCUGGUCUGCAUCGUUGCUGGAGGAAAACCAGCCCCCAUGGUUUACUUCAAACGCGACGGGGAGCCCAUCGAGGCAGUCCCCCUGCCGGAGCCCCCUAUUGGGGCCGCCGCCCUCCAGGACAGCCGUGCCUUCCGCAGCCUCCUGAACCGUGACCUGGAUGACACCAAGAUGCGGAAGUCACUGUCCAUCCUGGACGUGCAGGGCCGGGCCGGGCGGCCCCCAACAGAGGACCCGUUCCGGGGCCGGACCCCGGACCCCGGCCUCCUCUCCAACCCCACCCCCGAGAGCAUCCCGGAGACCGUGGUGAGCCGGGAGUUCCCGCGCUGGGUCCACAACACGGAGCCCGUCUACUUCCUCCACCACAGCCACGUCCCCGUGAGCGACGGCACCGUGGAGGUGCGGGCCCUGCUCAUGUGGACCCUGAACCCACAGAUAGACAACGAGGCACUCUUCAGCUGCGAGGUCAAGCACCCUGCCCUCUCCAUGCCGAUGCAGUCCGAGGUCACGCUGGUUGCUCCCAAAGGCCCCAAGAUCAUGAUGACUCCAACCAGAGCUCGAGUGGGGGACACCGUGAGGAUCCUGGUGCAUGGCUUUCAGAAUGAAGUCUUCCCCGAACCCUUGUUCACCUGGACCCGGGUCGGGAGUCGCCUGCUUGACGGCAGCGCUGAGCGUGAUGGGAAGGAGCUGGUCUUGGAGAGAGUGCCAGCCGAGUUGAAUGGCUCCAUGUAUCGCUGCACUGCCCAGAACGCCCUGGGGUCCACAGAUACCCACACCCGGCUUAUUGUGUUCGAAAACCCAAAUAUUCCCAGAGGAACAGAGGACUCCAAUGGUUCGGUUUGUAGCCUCGUCGGCAUCAGGCUCACGUUGAUGCUUGCCCUAACAGUGAUCUUGGAGCUGACGUGAAGCCUCACCGCCUGUCUCCUUCCAGUGGCUUCCACCUGGCAUUUACAUCUCCGUCGAUCGGUUUUCAUUUCUUUUCUAAACUAUUUACAGUCUUGUUCUCGGUCUCUUUCCGUCUGUGUCUUGGCUUCUUCGGUCGGUUUAAUUAAAAACAAAACGAGAAAAUUUUUCCCUGG